Molecule: messenger RNA, 462 nt
Organism: Mesorhabditis belari
Lineage: Eukaryota; Metazoa; Nematoda; Chromadorea; Rhabditida; Rhabditidae
Source: the annotation of a GenBank genome assembly
AUGUCUUCCAAUGUGAACGCUCUCAACGAUAAUGGCGACUCGGUGAUGGUGACGAUGAGCAAAUGGCCAUCCGUUCAAUUUGGUCAUCGCUACAACAUUUUCCAUUUUCUCUCCAUUUUUCUUCCGGGUCUCGUCAUUUUCGGAGUUUUUGUCUUCGGAGAGCUCAUUUUCAUCAAUAACCUCAUUCUCUACAAUAAUUUCUACAGUUAUGCCAUGAGUUUUUACCUCAAAUGGUGCGUUCGUUUUGUCGAGUUGCAAGUGACAAUCAAUUUGAUCGCUUUUCGCGCUUUGAACUACAAGGAUCACAUCGAGUAUCAAUUGAAUCGGCUCGACAUCUCUGAAGUGAAACUUCGAAAGCUUGCUGUACAAAAGAUUAUGCACAGCGGUGAACACUUGUACGCAAAUAAGCGAUGCCUUAUUUGCGAUCGGUGCGUUUGGAUUUUGUUACUUUACGGAUACCGA